AAAAUUUCAAUAAAGCAUUAAAUUAGAAUAAGUGAAUUUACAAAUAUUGUUGGUGUAGUGAAAAAGUGCUACAAACAUAGUUGAGACUUUCUUGAUGCAAACUACAUUUAGUUGCCUCCACAUCUUUUAACAAUACAGAGUCUCCAAAAUAUUGAAAGAAAAACAUUGUAAUCUUGAAAAUGGCGGAAGCAAAUGCUGCUGGAGCAAGUGCUGAAGGUGCAGUGGCUUUGCAGGCCCCGCACCCUAAUGCCGAAUUAAUAAGGGGUCAAAUUUUUGAAGUGGGUCCCAGAUACACCAAAUUAGCUUACAUUGGCGAAGGAGCUUACGGCAUGGUGGUAUCUGCUGAUGACACGAUAACAAACCAAAGAGUUGCAAUUAAAAAAAUAUCUCCGUUUGAACACCAAACGUAUUGUCAAAGAACUCUGAGAGAGAUAACAAUUCUGACCCGGUUUAAACAUGAAAACAUUAUUGAUAUACGAGACAUCUUGCGUGUAGAUAGUAUAGAACAGAUGAGAGAUGUUUAUAUAGUACAGUGUUUAAUGGAGACUGAUUUGUAUAAACUACUUAAAACACAGAGGCUCAGUAAUGACCAUAUCUGCUACUUCCUAUAUCAAAUAUUGCGAGGAUUAAAGUACAUUCAUUCAGCAAAUGUCUUACAUCGGGAUUUAAAGCCAAGCAAUCUAUUGUUGAAUAAGACUUGUGAUUUAAAAAUAUGCGAUUUUGGAUUAGCCCGAAUUGCAGAUCCUGAGCACGAUCACACUGGGUUUCUAACAGAAUAUGUUGCCACUCGGUGGUAUCGCGCACCUGAAAUUAUGCUCAAUUCCAAGGGAUACACAAAAUCUAUUGAUAUCUGGUCCGUAGGAUGCAUUUUGGCUGAAAUGUUAAGUAAUCGACCAAUAUUUCCUGGAAAACAUUAUCUGGACCAACUUAAUCAUAUUCUUGGUGUCUUGGGAUCUCCAUCGCGUGAAGAUUUAGAGUGCAUUAUCAAUGAAAAGGCACGAAACUAUUUAGAGUCUUUGCCUUUUAAGCCAAAUGUUCCAUGGUCGAGACUUUUCCCAAAUGCCGAUCCUUUAGCUUUAGAUCUACUGGGAAAAAUGUUGACAUUUAAUCCGCACAAACGAAUUCCAGUUGAAGAAGCCCUUGCGCAUCCCUACUUAGAGCAGUAUUAUGAUCCUGGAGAUGAGCCUGUUGCUGAAGUACCGUUUCGUAUAAAUAUGGAAAAUGAUGAUAUAUCCCGAGACGCCUUGAAGUCAUUGAUUUUCGAAGAAACUUUGAAAUUUAAAGAACGACAACCAGAACAAGCAAUUUAAGAAAAAAAAACAAAUUUUUUAUAAU
Messenger RNA from Drosophila guanche, 1335 nucleotides. It is a transcript of the gene rl, whose product is annotated as mitogen-activated protein kinase ERK-A. The coding region runs from base 180 to 1310 and encodes 376 amino acids. Gene Ontology annotation, molecular function: MAP kinase activity; ATP binding. The transcript has 8 exons. Gene Ontology annotation, cellular component: nucleus; cytoplasm. Gene Ontology annotation, biological process: protein phosphorylation; intracellular signal transduction. NCBI's taxonomy places the organism in Eukaryota, Metazoa, Arthropoda, Insecta, Diptera, Drosophilidae. The record is from RefSeq and is a predicted model, not a curated record.